AUGUACUCUCCCAAGAAAAAAAAAAAAACCUCUCUACCAAUACACACCAAACUGAGCAUGUGCAGAGUGACUCUAUAUGAUAUGUCUUAUCAGGGGAUAAGAGGGGGACAUUGGAAGAAGGGGAGGAUCAGAGAAGACAGGUUCAAACAGCAUUUUUACACAAUGCAGAAGAUUAACCGCUUAGGUUCCACAGUGAGUAUAACAAGCAUGCUUUACUGCCAGGGGUGGACUGACAACUCAUGGGGCCCCUGGGCAAUAGAGGAUCAUGGGGCCCCUGUGUCCUUGCCCAAACUCAAAAAAAGCCUA
This is a messenger RNA of Staurois parvus, 306 nucleotides long. NCBI's taxonomy places the organism in Eukaryota, Metazoa, Chordata, Amphibia, Anura, Ranidae. The record is from the annotation of a GenBank genome assembly.